AUGUCGAAUCUUGCUUCUUUUGGGUCAAAGGACUUCUCUCCUGAGAUAAAAGUACAGGAGAUCCAAAGCUCAACGGAUCCACAACAGAAUCAACAUCAAGCUGCUAUUCAACAAGUAUCGGAAUUGUUUAAAUCUUCGAAUUUUCAAGAUCAAACUCAAGCUUUGAAGAUCCUUUUGGCAUUAAUUUCAAAAGGAGUCGACGUAUCAGCAUUUUCUCCAUACGUUGUUCAACAAAUAGCUUCGCCAGAUCCAAAUUCAAGGCAAUUAGCCUAUAUUUAUUUAAAUCAUUACGCAGAAGAAGCAAAUGAAACCAUUAUGUUAUCAAUCAAUACAUUUCAGAAAUCCCUAACAGAUUCUGAUCCUCUUUGUCGUGCUUUAGCUGUAAAAGUUUUAUCCUCGAUCAGAUCUCGCGAAAUACUGCCAGCAAUACAAGAUGCUGUCCGCACUGUAAUUGGUGACCCAUCUCCAUAUGUAAAAAAGGCUGCAGCUUAUGCAAUGAUCAAAGCUUCGAAUCUUGGGCAAGAUGACUCCGAAACAGAAUCGUAUUUACCUCUAAUCGAGAGAAUGCUUGGAGAUCCAUCUCCUAUUGCGUUUUCAGGAGCAAUUGCUGCUUAUUACGCCCUCUGUCCGGAUAAUAUCGAAUUUUUACAUCCUCACUAUCGCUAUAUUUGCCAAAAUAUAUCUAAGCUCGAUCCAUGGGCACAAAUAUAUACUCUUCGUGCCCUCGCAAUCUACGCUCGUUAUUGUUUCAAAGAUCCUUCAUCAAUCAACGAAGAAGAGACAGCAAACUUCUGGGAUGAGAACGCAAAUAACGAUUCGAUACCUACAGAUCAAUUUUUAUUGAUCAGCGCCGCAAAAAAGAUGCUUUCUUCGAUGAAUCCGGCUGUUUCGACCGCAGCUACUUCAUUACUGUACUACUGUGGUCCUUCUUCAUCCUUGUCGGUCGUAGCUCGCCCAAUGGUUCGUUUACUUUAUUCUAGCAGCAUUAUUUCUCAAUUAACUCUUACUUCGAUCUUAACAUUGGCAUCGUCGCAUCCACAGAUAUUUGUACCACACAUCAAUCACUUUUUCAUCAGAAGAUUCGAUACUACUCCUGUUAAAAAUAUUAAAUUACGGGUUCUCUCACUUUUGGCCUCUCAAACCAGCGCCGAACUUAUUCUCAAUGAACUCAGUCGCUACGCUUCGUCUACAGAUACGGAUUUCGCUGUAAAUGCUGUAAAAACUAUGGGAAAGACCGCUCUCUGCAACGAAUCGAUCAUUCCAGCAUGUUUAGUAUCAUUAAUCAAACUACUUGGCCGCUCAGAAGGCCCUGUUUUAUCAGAAGUCGUAGUUGUAAUUUCACAUCUACUUUUCAAGCGCAGAGGAACAGAAGAUGAGGCCAUGGCAUUACGCCAGUUGUGCAGGAAAUUUGAUAUCGUCAAAGAUCCGACAGCAAGAGCUGCUGUUUUGUCAAUUGUCGGAGAUCUCUACGAAACACAUAAAGCAUUCGCCCCGCAAUUGCUCAGAUACGUCGGCCAGAAUUUCUCCGAAGAGCCUGGUGAAGUCAGAUUGCAGGCAUUGACACUUGCAGCCAAAUUGGUCGCAUCCGGGGAAGACAGAACCAUUCCGAUAUACAUACUGAAGAUCGGCGAAAGGGAUCCAGAGUUCGAUGUGAGAGACCGAUCCAAGUUUUUAUUGGCAAUUCUCGAAAGCGAUUCAGAUGAUAUUAAAAAUAACCUCAAAGAACUACUAUUUCCGGCCAGAAAGACGCCAAACUGGACAUCAACGACAUCGUACAACAGUGAAUUCAUGAUAGGAACUUUGUCUCACUUCUUAAACAGAGCUCUUCCUGGAUACGAGUCAUUGCCUGACUGGGCACCAGAAGAAGAGAUCCCAGAUGACUCAGUCAGGACCCCUCUUGGUGCUCCGAAGAUAGGCGGAUCAGGAAAAUCGAAUGUUGCCACAAAAGAAGGACUGAAAGAGUUCUUUGAUGGAGAGCAGAACAAGGAUGAUGAUGAAUAUUACUCGGAUCAGUACUAUAGUGAUGAUCCAGCAACUAUUCAAUAA
This is a messenger RNA of Trichomonas vaginalis G3, 2046 nucleotides long. RefSeq names its product adaptor complex subunit beta family member family. Gene Ontology annotation, biological process: vesicle-mediated transport; intracellular protein transport. The transcript has a single exon. The coding region runs from base 1 to 2046 and encodes 681 amino acids. Gene Ontology annotation, cellular component: membrane coat. NCBI's taxonomy places the organism in Eukaryota, Parabasalia, Trichomonadida, Trichomonadidae. The record is from RefSeq and is a predicted model, not a curated record.